AUGUUUGCUGAACGCCUUGUGAUUCCAGCGGAAUUCCGGAUGCGUUGCCUCCACCAUCUUCAUCGUGACCAUCCGGGGAUCCAGCGCAUGAAGGCGAUUGCGCGAAGCUAUGUGUGCUGGCCGUCGAUUGACGCAGACAUCACUGCGCAUGUCAAAGCAUGCAGCAGUUGCGCAGCUGCAGCCAAGAGUCCGCCCAAAUCAGCGCCGCUGUCGUGGCCCAAAUCAACGCACACAUGGCAGCGUGUUCACAUCGACUACGCUGGCCCGAUCGAGGGCGAUUACUUCUUGCUGGGCAUCGACUCGCAUUCCAAGUGGGUGGAAAUCGUCCGAACCAAAUCGAUCACUACCUCAGCUACCAUCUGUAUCCUGCGGAGUCUCUUCGCUCGCCUUGGCAUGCCCGAGACGCUAGUCAGUGAUAACGGUACGCAAUUUACCAGUGCCGAGUUCGCUCAGUUUUGUUUGGAGAACGGUGUCAAUCACGUGACCACAGCGCCGUUUCAUCCGCAAUCCAACGGGCAGGCAGAACGCUUCGUGGACACCUUCAAGCGAGCAAUUAAAAAAAUCCGUGAGGGGAAAGGAGCCAUCCAAGAGGCACUGGACACUUUCUUGAUGACCUACCGUUCCACACCCAAUCCUUCAGCUCCACAAGGUAAAUCUCCGUCCGAAGUUAUAUUUGGGCGCAGAAUACGGACCAGCCUGGACCUACUUCGUCCGCCAACCGUUCCGGAAGUGAACGACCACUCAGGAUCAAGGUCAUUUAAAAAAGGUGAUCCAGUCUACGCCAAGGUGCACACCAACAAUUCCUGGAGAUGGGCAGCUGCGGUAGUCUUGGAGCGAAUUGGAAACGUAAUGUUUAACGUGUGGGUGGAAGACAGGCGUAUGCUUCGGUCGCACAUUAACCAGUUACGUAACCGAACCAGCGCCGGCAGAGUGGCAACAUCCGGGACGACCCCGUCCAGGACAAGCAAUCAACAAUUGCCGCUGGACAUCCUUUUGCAAGCCUGGAAUCUGCACCAACCAAGUCAGCCUCAACCAUCAUGUCCUUCUGCACUUCCAACACCAUCUGCACCAGUGGCACAGAUGCCAUCAUCGCUUGCUGCACCUUUCGAUCAAUCGACACCAUUGCAAGCCACGUCAGUUCAACCGAGCGAAGUCACCGGAUUUCGUGAACCGUCGACGUCAACGUCCAGAUUCACAUCGCCCUUCGAAUCAAGUUCUGUACCGUCAAGUACAACCGAAACAGCUGUCCAGGUACCUCGCCGCUCUUUGCGCAAUCGAAGACCGCCGAUAAGGUUUGACCCGUUCCAGCUGUAUUAGAAGGGGAGAUGUUGGGAACCACUGAACCACCAACAACACUACCAUCACCAACACUGCUUGCUCACUGGUAGCAGCUCGUCUGCUACCCGUUGAUGCGCGAUAGCAAGAACAACAACAAUACUCUGCCAUUAUGUUUUGUUAUGUAUUCAGUCCGCACGCUUCUUGCGAAUGUUUGUUUAUGUUUUAGUUCGUCUUCUAAUAAAGUUUUUAAUAUGUUUAUUUUGUAUGUGCGCGUUUAACUUAUGUGCAACGAUGCACUCGAACACCCCGUCGGCGCGUACA
Messenger RNA from Armigeres subalbatus, 1599 nucleotides. RefSeq lists its product as uncharacterized. Gene Ontology annotation, molecular function: nucleic acid binding. The transcript has a single exon. The record is from RefSeq and is a predicted model, not a curated record. Gene Ontology annotation, biological process: DNA integration. NCBI's taxonomy places the organism in Eukaryota, Metazoa, Arthropoda, Insecta, Diptera, Culicidae. The coding region runs from base 1 to 1317 and encodes 438 amino acids.